UUGUUAUAAGUGAAUAUAAAUUAAUUAAUACGGUAAAAUAAAUUAUGAAUUACUGUUAUAAUAAACAAAUCAGAUAUAACUUCGGUUCCGCAACCGAUGCUUUAAAUGCGGUACAUAAACAAUGCCCAGCAUGCUCAGAAACUAACUCGAUGAAUUUAUUGACAUCGAUUGCUGUUCAUUUGCCCAAGCUAAGUGAGCUUGAUAAAUUGGAUAACCUUGAAAAGUCAGCACAAGAGUUACAUGAAAAAGUGGAUGAUAUUAUUUCUAAGCAGGCUGCAUUGGAUGCUAAAUUUAUCAGUUUGGAGAAAAGAGUGAGUGAGCUUGAAAAUAAGGGAUUUUCAGGUGGCUCAAAAAAGGAAGCUGAGAAGGUUUCAAGGGCAGCCGAUAUUUUGCUCAAUUGCAAUUUUGAACAACGGGCCUUACAAAUUGAGGCACAAGCUCUUGUGGAUGAGAUUUCAAUAUCUGGUUUAGAAGAAGUAGGGGAGGAAAAUCUCAAGGAAGUUGUAAAAAAUUUAUUUGACGUCCUUGACGUUCCUCGGGAUGAUCUCGGAGUCAAAUAUGUAAAAAGAAUUGGCAAAGUAGCUGAAUCUAGGACCAGGAAUGCUAGGCAAAAACGGAGGGAUGUGCUGAUAAAGUUUGACUGUAAAGAAGCUGUUGAUGUAAUGAUCAAGAAGUCCAGAGAUAUUGUUAUUAAAAAUAAUGAUUUGAUAGCCAAGGAAAAUAUCUCGCAGGACCCUGUGCGUCUUCAUCGCCGUCAUCCGCCUGGUUUAUAUAAAUUUCGGUUGCAGUUAUUAAAGGACUAUCCUAAGCUACUUGCAAAUAAUGUGUGGAUUGCCGCAGCCUCAGUGUUCGUCAGAAUAGAUUCCGAGAAACCGCCGCUAAAAUUAUUGCCGUCUAAUGGGAUAGAGGAGCUUAAAAAGCACAUUCGUUCACGUCAAUAACUUUCAUCCACUUCAUCAUCAUUAUCGCUUGCUCAGGAACGAGUGAGUCAAUCAACUACCUCUGCUCAAGUUCCUCUCAGUGUCUGUCACGUUACUAUUCGUUCAUUAAACUGCAACUUCAUUUUGUUUAGAGAAUUUUUUAGGACGCAUACUUUUGAUGUUAUUGCUGUUAGCGAAACAUGGUUAAACGCAAAUAUGUCAGAUGCUCAAUUUCAUAUUCCGUCAUUUACAUUGCACAGGAAUGAUCGGUAUCAAAGGAGUGGGGGAGGUGUUGUGUUGUACGUCAGAGACUCGCUUUCGUCGAAAUUUAUCAUCAGUUCUGACUAUAUUCCUGGUCACCCGGAAUAUUUGCUUAUUGAAAUCUGGCACUCGACGAGACAAAAAAUUUUAGUGGGAGUAGUAUAUAAUCCGCCUACUUCUUCAUCGUUAAAUCUAUUGGAGGCUGAUAUGGAUGACGUUAUGUCACAUUACAAUCACGUUAUUCUUCUUGGGGAUUUUAAUAUUAAUAUGCAAGUCGCUAACUCAAGAUCGGAUCUCCUACUAGAAUUCUAUGGAAGUCUCGGUAUGCAUCUGGUCAACUUCGAAGCUACUCAUCAUUCAGCUGAUAGUCACUCCUGGAUUGAUCACUGCUUGUGCGUGGGCGUAAAAAGAUCUGGUGCAGGAGUUGGAACCAUAUUGAUGACACCUGUCUGCGAAAUAUCUGCGACAACUUAGAUCUGUCACACGUUGAGCAUUCUGAGUCAGUUGACGAAAUGAAUAACUUGCUUCAUCAACACAUUCGUCAAGUGAUUGAAGCAGUAGCGCCUUUGAGAGAAGUUGAAGUUCGUGAUCAACCUGCACCCUGGGUGACUCAAGAAGUUAACCCUUGUGGAAAUAAUUUGCUGAAAAAUCUCUUAGAAAGUUUUCAAAACUCUGCAGAAGACAUUUUGAAAGUCUUGCCGUCCUUAA
Cotesia glomerata is the source of this 1889-nucleotide messenger RNA. RefSeq lists its product as uncharacterized. NCBI's taxonomy places the organism in Eukaryota, Metazoa, Arthropoda, Insecta, Hymenoptera, Braconidae. The transcript is spliced from 2 exons. Bases 1137 to 1655 code for a protein of 172 amino acids. Gene Ontology annotation, molecular function: catalytic activity. The record is from RefSeq and is a predicted model, not a curated record.